Messenger RNA from Bombina bombina (fire-bellied toad), 3788 nucleotides. RefSeq names its product poly(ADP-ribose) polymerase 1 (gene PARP1). Lineage: Eukaryota; Metazoa; Chordata; Amphibia; Anura; Bombinatoridae. The coding region runs from base 91 to 3123 and encodes 1010 amino acids. Gene Ontology annotation, molecular function: DNA binding; NAD binding; zinc ion binding. The transcript is spliced from 23 exons. The record is from RefSeq and is a predicted model, not a curated record. Gene Ontology annotation, cellular component: nucleus.
GUCUGCCUCGUUGUGUGGCGGGCUCACGACUGCUAGCUGCUGCUGGCCGCAUUGCCUGUGAGUGUGUCUUUGCUGUUUUGAGCUGUGAACAUGGCCGAGGCCUCCGAGAAACUCUACCGGGCUGAGUACGCCAAGAGCGGACGGGCCUCCUGCAAGAAAUGCGGAGACAACAUUGCCAAGGAGUCUCUGCGGUUGGCAAUUAUGGUGCAGUCUCCAAUGUUUGAUGGAAAAGUCCCACACUGGUAUCAUUACUCUUGUUUCUGGAAGCGCGCCCGAGUUUUAUCCCAUGGGGAUAUUGAUGGUUUUACCGAACUGCGAUGGGAUGAUCAGGAUAAAAUUAAAAAGGCAAUUGAAACGGGUGGCGCUACAGCAGACAAAGGUGGUGCUUCUGAGGGAGGCAAAGGAACUAUGACUUUGAAUGAUUUUGCAGCUGAAUAUGCAAAGUCCAACAGAAGCACUUGCAAAGGCUGUGAAGAGAAAAUAGAGAAGGGUCAAGUCCGUCUUUCAAAGAAGAGCAUCGAUGUGGAGCGACCUCAGCUUGGGAUGAUUGAUCGGUGGUACCACCCAGACUGUUUUGUGAGCCGCAGAGAGGAACUGGGCUUCCUUCCUUCAUACAGCGCCACUCAGCUCAAGGGUUUUAACAUAAUCGGUGCAGAAGACAAGGAGAUUCUGAAGAACAAGCUGCCGGCGGUUAAGAACGAGGGGAAGAGAAAGGCAGAUGAAAUAGACGGAUCUGCUGUAGCCAAAAAGAAGCAGAAGAAAGAGAAAGAAAAGGAAGCCAAGCUGGAGAAGUUAAUGAAGGAUCAGUCAGAGCUAAUUUGGAGUAUUAAAGAUGAGCUUAAGAAAGUGUGUAGUACCAACGAUCUUAAGGAGCUCCUUAUAGCCAACAAGCAGGAAGUGCCAUCAGGAGAAACCAAUAUCCUGGACAGGGUGUCGGACGGAAUGGCCUUUGGAGCACUUCUUCCUUGUGCAGAGUGUAAGGGACAGUUUGUUUUCAAAGGAGAUGCUUACUACUGUACAGGGGACAUCAGCGCCUGGACCAAAUGUGUUGCUAAAACACAGACUCCAGACAGAAAGGACUGGGUGAUACCUAAGGAGUUCCAUGAGGUCCCCUAUCUGAAGAAAUUCAAAUUUAAAAGGCAGGACCGGGCCUUGCCUCCAUCAGCUGCCCCUGCACCUGUGAGUCCCCCGGUCACUGCCAAGUCUGCCCCUGCAGUGGAAGAGCCUGCGCCAGCUGGAAAACCAUUGACCAAUAUCAAAGUUUUGACACUUGGAAAGCUGUCCAAGAACAAGGAUGAAAUUAAGACUUUAAUUGAAGAAAUGGGUGGAAAAACCACCGGAUCUGUAAAUAAGGCCACACUUUGCAUUAGCACUCAGAAGGAAAUAGAGAAGAUGAGUAAAAAAAUGGAAGAAAUAAAAGUUGCCAAUGUCCGGGUAGUGAACGAUGGUUUCCUGAGUGAAUUGCAGUCUGGGAAGAGCCUUCAGGACUUACUGUCACAGCAUGGGAUCUCCUCUUGGGGAGCAGAAAUAAAGGAGGAGGUGGUGAAAGAGGCUGCACCAAAGCAGAAAUCCACUGGGACCCCUGCAGGGAAGAGCACCGGAAAAGUGAAACAAGAGCAGGCAAGCAGCAAGGCUGAGAAGAAAAUGAAGUUAAUGGUUAAAGGGGGAGCAGCAAUUGACCCAGACUCUGGACUUGAAAAUUCAUGUCAUGUUCUGGAAAAAAAUAGCAAAAUCUUCAGUGCUACCCUAGGUUUAGUAGAUAUUACACGAGGAACAAAUUCUUAUUACAAACUACAGCUCAUUGAGCAUGACAGAGAUACCAGAUAUUGGGUGUUUAGGUCUUGGGGAAGGGUUGGCACAGUUAUAGGCAGCAACAAGCUAGAAGAGAUGCCAUCCAAAGAAGAUGCUAUUGACCAUUUCCUCAAUCUGUACCAAGAGAAAACUGGCAACUCCUGGCACUCCACCAACUUUACAAAGUAUCCCAACAAAUUCUACCCUCUGGAGAUAGAUUAUGGACAGGAGGAGGACGUAGUGAAGAAGCUUUCAGUGGGUGCUGGCACAAAAUCAAAGCUUCCUAAACCAGUUCAAGAGCUCAUUAAGAUGAUAUUCGAUGUAGAAAGUAUGAAGAAAGCCAUGGUGGAGUUUGAGAUAGAUCUUCAGAAAAUGCCCUUGGGAAAACUGAGCAAACGUCAGAUUCAGAGUGCCUACUCUCUGCUUAAUGAAGUACAGCAGGCUGUGUCAGAUGGAGGUGGUGAAGCCCGUUUACUUGAUCUUUCCAAUCGCUUCUAUACGCUCAUACCUCAUGACUUUGGAAUGAAAAAGCCACCACUGCUGGACAAUUUAGACUAUAUCCAGGCAAAGGUACAGAUGCUGGAUAAUCUCCUUGAUAUUGAAGUUGCUUACAGUCUCCUCAGAGGUGGAACAGAUGAUGGACAGAAGGAUCCCAUAGAUGUCAAGUAUGAAAAAAUCAAGACUGACAUUAAGGUCGUUGACCAGGAUUCAGAAGAGUCCAAGAUUAUCAAACAGUACGUGAAGAACACACAUGCUGCUACGCACAAUGCUUAUGAUCUUGAAGUCCUUGAUAUCUUCAAGAUUGACCGUGAAGGAGAGAAGCAGAGGUAUAGGCCAUUUAAGCAGCUACACAAUCGCCAGCUACUUUGGCACGGUUCCCGCGCUACUAACUUUGCUGGGAUUUUGUCCCAGGGUUUGCGCAUUGCUCCACCAGAAGCACCUGUUACUGGAUACAUGUUUGGUAAAGGUAUUUAUUUUGCGGACAUGGUCUCUAAAAGUGCAAACUACUGUCACACUUCGCCGAAUAAUCCAAUAGGAUUUAUUCUUUUGGGAGAAGUCGCCCUUGGAAACAUGCAUGAGCUGAAAACAGCUGGACAAAUUACAAAAUUACCUAAAGGGUUGCACAGUGUCAAAGGUUUAGGCAGAACUGCACCUGAUCCUGCUGCCACUGUUCAGCUUGAUGGAGUGGAUGUUCCUCUGGGGCCAGGUGUUUCUACAAUGAUUAGUGAUUCUAGUUUGUUAUACAAUGAAUAUAUUGUUUAUGAUAUUGCGCAAGUCAACCUGAAGUACCUGCUAAAGCUAAAAUUCAACUACAGAAGCUCUCUGUGGUGAACGCACUCACCUGUGAAUAUCAGGAUAUGCUGUAGAUUGUCUUUAGAACUGACCUAACGUAAUUACUUCCCGGACUGAAUGCCCAGGAACCUUUUUGCUGACCACAGAAGAUAUAAAUUCUGCACCCUCUACAAGUUUACAUGAACAGUGUAAAAUAUGUGUAUGCCGAUGUCGGCUAUAUGAAACGUGCCACUUACGGCUGCUAAAAAGUGUCUCUUGAACUAGUAAUGCAAGUGGCAAUAGUUACACCAAUGAGACAAAUUGAUCACAAUUGCUUUAGAGAUUAUUGUACUGCCUACUUUGGUUCAAAAUGUUCUUCCACACUUAUCUCAGAUGUUAAACAUCAUUUAUUUUCAGGUAAAAAGAAAAUAAAAGAUUUCUUACCAGUUAUACUUUAUAACUAUUUUUUACAAAUUAUUGACUGUUCAGUUUUUAGUUUUUUCUCUUUUUAUAAUUGACAUAUUUUAUUCACUGGAUUAGAAAAUGAAGACUACAUAUUCUUUAUGCUAGGCCUCAGUGGUUUACUCCGAACCCUCUGUGUUUGGAGCUUUGGUAUAUUGAACAGCCAUAGGAUGUGGAAUGUUCCUUCGGGAUCGCUUGUAUUACUACUGUAGGUAUAAUGUUGAAAUAAAGUAAAUGCUCACAGUAUUUUUAUAGCUUCUCAA